Messenger RNA from Sapajus apella (tufted capuchin), 3385 nucleotides. RefSeq names its product M-phase phosphoprotein 8 (gene MPHOSPH8). The record is from RefSeq and is a predicted model, not a curated record. Gene Ontology annotation, molecular function: protein binding. The coding region runs from base 101 to 2833 and encodes 910 amino acids. The transcript has 13 exons. Lineage: Eukaryota; Metazoa; Chordata; Mammalia; Primates; Cebidae. Gene Ontology annotation, cellular component: cytoplasm; nucleus.
GUCACGCCGCUGAAGUGGAGUAGGGUCGAGCGCGGAACGCUAGGAGCUGCUGGGGUGUCUGUCGCAGCGGGUUUUCUGGGUAGUUUGCGGAGCUUCUAGGAUGGAGCCGGCUCCGGAGGGAGCGAGUGUGACCGCAGUUCCUGUGUCAGCUGCCGACAGCACUGUGGAGUUGGCCAAAGUCGAAGAAGGAGUUGGAGUAGUCGGUGAGAAUGACGCAGCCGCGAGAGGAGCGGAGGCCGUUGGCGACAGUGAGGAGGACGGGGAGGAUGUGUUCGAAGUGGAGAAGAUCUUGGACAUGAAGACGGAGGGGGGUAAAGUUCUUUACAAAGUUCGCUGGAAAGGCUAUGCAUCAGAUGACGACACCUGGGAGCCUGAGAUUCACCUGGAGGACUGUAAAGAAGUGCUUCUUGAAUUUAGGAAGAAGAUUGCAGAGAACAAAGCCAAAGCAGUUAGGAAGGAUAUUCAGAAACUAUCCUUAAAUAAUGACAUAUUUGAGGCAAACUCUGAUAGCGAUCAGCAAAGUGAGACAAAAGAAGAUACUUCCCCAAAGAAGAAAAAGAAAAAAUUAAGGCAGAGAGAAGAGAAAAGCCCAGAUGAUCUGAAAAAGAAAAAGGCAAAGGCCGGAAAACUAAAAGACAAGUCCAAACCAGACCUGGAGAGCUCCUUGGAAAGUUUAGUUUUUGAUUUAAGGACAAAGAAAAGAAUUUCGGAAGCCAGAGAAGAACUAAAGGAGUCCAAAAAGCCCAAAAAAGAUGAAGUAAAAGAAACAAAGGAAUUAAAGAAAGUUAAAAAGGGCGAAAUAAGAGAUUUAAAGAUGAAAACAAGAGAAGAUCCCAAAGAAAAUAGAAAAACAAAAAAAGAAAAAUGGGUCGAAUCCCAGGUGGAACCCGAAUCAAGUGUACUUAAUGAUUUGCCCUUUACAGAGGAUGACAGUGAAGGGCUACUUUCUGAAAGCAGAGAAGAGAGACAAAAAACUAAAAGUGCAAGAGAGAAAGCAGGGCAGGACGCAGGGCUGGAGCACAGCUUUGGAAAGCCCCUGGAUGAUGCCUUGAGUGCUGAGGAGGAAACCGAUGUCAGAGGCAGGAGGAAAAAGAAGACCCCAAGAAAGUCUGAGGACACUAGAGAGAGCAGGAAGCUAGAGAACAAGAACACUUUCUUAGAGAAAAAAACUGUGCCUAAAAAGCAGAGGAAUCAAGACAGAGGAAAAAGUGCCGCAGAGUUAGAGAAACUGACACCUGUGUCUGCCCAAACUCCAAAGGGUUGGAGGUUGAGCGGGGAGGAGAGAAGCCUCCGGUCCACUGACUCAGCCGAGGAGGACAAAGAGACCAAAAAAAAUGAACCCAAAGAAAAAUAUCAGAAAAGGCAUGAUUCCGACAAGGAAGAAAAAGGGCGAAAAGAGCUGAAAGGAUUAAAGACACUUAAGGAAAUAAGAAGUGCAUUUGAUUUGUUGAAAUUAACACCAGAAGAAAAAAAUGAUGUUUCUGAGAAUAAUCGAAAAAGAGAAGAAAUGCCACUGGAUUUUAAAACCAUAGACGAUCACAAAACCAAGGAAAACAAACAGUCACUUAAAGAAAGGAGAAACACCAGAGACGAAACGGAUACUUGGGCAUACAUUGCUGCGGAAGGUGAUCAGGAUGUUUUAGACAGUGCGUGCCAAGCAGAUGAGAAAUCGGAUGGCAGGCAGCAGAUUCUGAGUUUGGGUAUGGACCUGCAGUUGGAAUGGAUGAAGUUAGAAGAUUUCCAAAAGCACCUUGAUGGGGAAGAUGAGAAUUUUGCUGCAGCAGAUGCAAUUCCAAGUAAUGUGUUAAGGGAUGCUGUGAAAAAUGGGGAUUAUAUUACUGUAAAAGUUGCACUUAAUUCAAAUGAAGAAUAUAACCUGGACCAAGAGGAUUCCAGUGGGAUGACACUGGUGAUGCUUGCUGCUGCGGGAGGGCAGGAUGACCUCCUGCGACUCCUCAUCACGAAAGGCGCAAAAGUGAACGGUCGGCAGAAGAACGGGACCACCGCCCUCAUUCAUGCUGCAGAGAAGAACUUUUUAACUACAGUGGCUAUUCUUUUGGAAGCAGGAGCUUUUGUAAAUGUCCAGCAAAGCAAUGGUGAGACUGCGCUGAUGAAGGCCUGUAAAAGAGGAAAUUCAGACAUCGUACGACUCGUAAUUGAAUGUGGAGCUGACUGCAACAUUUUGUCAAAGCACCAAAACAGUGCCCUGCACUUUGCGAAGCAGUCUAACAACGUGCUUGUGUACGACUUGCUGAAGAGCCAUUUAGAGACACUUUCCAGAGUAGCAGAAGAGACAAUAAAGGAUUACUUUGAAGCUCGCCUUGCUCUGCUAGAACCCGUUUUUCCAAUUGCAUGCCAUCGACUCUGUGAGGGGCCAGAUUUUUCAACAGAUUUCAAUUACAAACCCCCACAGAACAUAGCAGAAGGCUCUGGCAUCCUGCUGUUUAUCUUCCAUGCAAACUUUUUGGGUAAAGAAGUUAUUGCGCGGCUCUGUGGACCAUGCAGUGUACAAGCUGUAGUUCUGAAUGAUAAAUUUCAACUUCCUGUUUUUCUGGACAGUCAUUUUGUUUACUCAUUCAGCCCUAUUGCAGGUCCCAAUAAGCUCUUCAUAAGGUUGACGGAAGCACCCUCUGCCAAGGUGAAAAUCCUUUCUCCAUAUUUAGUGUCACUACUCAAGUUGUUACUCCAGAUUACUGUGUCAUCAUUAGAAAAGAAUUCCAAGAAUCCUGGUGUGCCUGUCCUAGAGACAGGCACUUCCUUGAGCAGUGAUGCUUGGUGCACCCCCUCAGUCUACUCUGUGUUAGACAUGAUAAUGUGGCAGGAAAACGACUAGGCUGCAGCUGAGAAGAACGCUCUCUAGAGGAUGCAGCCAUCUGAAUCACGUUCUAGGCCUUGGUAUGGAAUUGCCAAAUGUGUUAUCUUUAGGGCGGUCCCAAAUCUCUUGUGUGAAAGGAAGCUGGACAAAAUAGUCUGUCUAAUAAAACAGUAAUAUAAAAUUAUAAGCACUUGGAAUUAUUUCUUGAAUUAAAAUGGCAAUGAUCUAACAGUGUAAACUGAUGAUAAGCAACCUGAAAAUAUUGCCAAAUAAUAGAAGCAAACCUCGGAUAUGUGUGGGUUUUCUUCUGGAUCUAUACUGACACCUGCAUUCUUUUCUUUCAACAGGUUAAGUUGCUAAUAGGUGCAUAUAGAGUGCAGCUGCAGUGACCAAACGGAAGGGAUUGGGUGGAGUUCUCUGCAGACCGAUUCCUGUACUCUCUUUGACAGCAGUUUGGAAUUCCAGCACAUCCAUGUAAAGUUUUGUCUAAACUUCUUGCAAGCAAGCCUGUUGUCUGUUGUAGUCUGUAAGAUGCGACAUAGCUGUGUCUCUGCCAGGGUGCUGGAAUCU